AUCUCUGCUAAAAGUAUUUUCCUUUUGAUUUGUCAUUUUUGUAGGCACCACGAAACUCGUAAGAGAAUAGAGUGUAUACUCUGUAAAGGAUUUCAGUUGUAUUUUUAUCUCAUUCAAAAUAGAUUAUAUAUUAUUCAACUUCCAUGAGAGAUUUACAAGCGACCGUUUAUUAUUUCUAUUACCCUUAUUACCUCUCUUCUACCGAUGAGUGCAGUCCACAUUGGUGCUGGUGGUAACGGUUCGGCGGCGACGCACCCACCAUCAUCAGCUACCCAACAGACACCAGAGGCUCUCGCUUGUCAAGUCGUACCGUCAACACAGAUCCCCGAUACCAAACAAGUCAAUUACGUGUCGUUAGAGAUGCCUAAGCGAAAGUGGGAAGUUUUUCCAGGACGAAAUCACUUUUAUUGUGAUGGCCGAAUAAUGAUGGCACGUCAGAAAGGAAUAUUUUAUUUAACUCUUGGCCUUAUUGUCGUUACUUGUGGACUUUUCUUUGCAUUUGAUUGUGUUUACCUCUGGAAAGAAGUAUCGGAAGUCAUUCCCGUCGUAGGCGUUAUCUUAUUUGUAUUCACGAUUGCAACACUCCUCCGAACUAGUUUUAGCGAUCCUGGCGUUAUACCAAGGGCGAGCGCAGAUGAAGAAGCUGCAACGGAGAGGCAAAUAGAAGCACAGACACAACAAACUGGAACGUAUCGUCCUCCUCCCCGUUUCAAGGAAGUGGUGAUUAACGGACAAACCAUCAAACUUAAAUAUUGCUUCACUUGUAAAAUAUUCAGACCUCCACGAUCAUCGCAUUGCAGUUUAUGUGACAAUUGUGUAGAAAACUUUGACCACCACUGUCCGUGGGUUGGAAAUUGCGUUGGCAAAAGAAAUUAUCGAUACUUUUAUCUAUUCAUAGUUUCAACUACAAUUCUAAGUAUUUUUGUGUUUGCCUGUAAUGUUACACAUUUGGUUCUUCGUAGUCAGGAGGGAAGUUUUUUAGAUGCUAUUAAAUAUACACCUGCAAGUGCCAUUCAGUCUGUAAUCUGUUUUAUUUCUGUGUGGUCAGUACUAGGAUUAGCCGGCUUUCACACGUUCCUUGUAGCCUCCAAUCAAACGACCAAUGAAGAUAUAAAAGGAACGUGGUCAACGAAACGACAACGUGAUAACUUCAAUCCGUUCAGUCACGGAAAUGCAAUUAAUAAUUGUUGUGUGGUACUCUGUGGGCCCAUGCGUCCCAGUUUGCUAGAUCUUAGAGGUUUCUACGUCCCAGAUGCAAACGAGAGGACACAAGGUACCCAAUUAGAGCAAGUAAUACAACGAAUACCCGGCCCAUUGCCCCCGAUGAAGGGCGAGAAUGGGGAUCUUGGUGUUUCGGAAAAUGUUAUCACCAUGCCAACCACGACAAUCAAUAUGGAGACAAAUGUAGAAACGGCACAGCUUGUCAGCAAAGACCAAGAUACUCACGCACCACCCACCUCUACAUCAUGUAAUAGUCAAGUUAGAUAUCAAGAGACAAACAUUGAUAUGGGAACGCCUACGAGUAAGCGGAAAUCGUUAUCAAUCACUGGUAAUCUAGAAUUAGCAGAGAUGCAGCCCCUACUUGACGAGUGUCCAACCUCACCGGCCGAGACUACUACGCUGGAAAGACGAUUUAUGCAGAGUGAUUUAUAAGAACUAUUUAAUAUGUCUGAGGCAGUUGCUCCUGUUACGCCAAUUAUUAAUUCUGACUGGUAGUUAUGGUAUGUAUUGAUUGGAUUAGGACAAUAACAUCUAAACAGAUUUAAGAAUUGGUUUAAGAUUGGUUUAACAAUAGCUACUGCACGUAUCUAAACCAAAAGUGUACUGUUAAGCAUUGCCUACACAAUGUCUACCGUCAGCUGAAGAAUCCAUCACUGCUCUCUGUAAGCAUGUUAUGAUAAGACUGCUGAUCAUUUUGAAUUUGAAUGGAUCGUCAUUAAAAAUGAUACGUCGUGUGCAAGUCUCGUCACAUUGCAUUCUUCGUAUAAUAGACCUUUCCGGAGGAGUGUCAAUCAAACUUAACUGACCAAUCGGAACAGUGCCAGGAAUAAGCAUGUGUCUAACAAGCACACAUGUUGUCCCACAAUCACCUUAGCAACAGUAUCUAAGAGGCGGGGCAUAGCAGAAAGGUUCAUUGCAUUAGUGGACAACCGUCAUUGAAAUGUGUACUUGGUUGUUGGUAUACUUGUUAUAGAACCAGUAUUCAUUCUGUUAAGCAUUUUGUAUUGGGGUUGUCUUUUGUACAGUACUUCAAAUCUAUUGUAUAAUAUAUAUAUAUAUUUAAUAUCAAGCUAGACAAAUUUAAUGACUAAAUAUUUCUUUAAGUAUCCAUUAAUUGAGCACAGGUCAACAUCAUGAGUCUGUCCACUUUUAUUUGAACAUAUAUCUUAUGAUCAUGCAUUAUAAUCAAGUACAUAGAAAUGUAUUGGUAGAAGAUUUGUUGUAGGUGGAGCAGAUAAACUUAACCCCAUUAUAACUGAAAUAUAUUGCUGGUACUAAAACCCUGUCCAGAUUAUCAAAUUUUAUUUUACAAAAAACAUGUGACAUACCUAAUUAUGGUCAUGAUAACAUUACAUCAUGACCAUAUAUAGGCACAUCGUGACUAUAUAUGGGCAUACAAUAGUAUUUUAUCAAAGAAAAUUUGAUAGUGAGGACAGAGUUCAAUUCAGUUGAAACCUAGCUAGCCAUUCUCUGAUAAAACUUAAUACCUAAACAAUUUUUUUAAUGAAUAUCUGGUGAGAAAUUGUAAGAAUAAAAUGAGUCAUGUUGCACUUGUCAA
Messenger RNA from Anneissia japonica, 2779 nucleotides. RefSeq names its product probable palmitoyltransferase ZDHHC14. The coding region runs from base 205 to 1653 and encodes 482 amino acids. The record is from RefSeq and is a predicted model, not a curated record. Lineage: Eukaryota; Metazoa; Echinodermata; Crinoidea; Comatulida; Comatulidae. Gene Ontology annotation, cellular component: endoplasmic reticulum; Golgi apparatus. The transcript is spliced from 9 exons. Gene Ontology annotation, molecular function: protein-cysteine S-palmitoyltransferase activity. Gene Ontology annotation, biological process: protein targeting to membrane; peptidyl-L-cysteine S-palmitoylation.